This is a messenger RNA of Setaria italica (foxtail millet), 1187 nucleotides long. Its product is annotated as putative cyclin-dependent kinase F-2. Gene Ontology annotation, biological process: protein phosphorylation; regulation of mitotic cell cycle. The record is from RefSeq and is a predicted model, not a curated record. Gene Ontology annotation, molecular function: cyclin-dependent protein serine/threonine kinase activity; ATP binding. The transcript has a single exon. Gene Ontology annotation, cellular component: nucleus. The coding region runs from base 66 to 1028 and encodes 320 amino acids. Lineage: Eukaryota; Viridiplantae; Streptophyta; Magnoliopsida; Poales; Poaceae.
GCGCCUCUGACUCUGAUCUGUCCCUCCCCUGUCCCCUCUCGUUUCGUCCCCUCCAAGCGAAAGACAUGGCGGCGGCGGCAGUGGCGGUGGCGGCGCCCAAGAAGCGGGCAGCGGUCGACGGCCCCUGCCCCGCGGCGGCCGGCGGCAGCAGGAGCAGCAAGAAGCGCCCCAAGUACAACUUCGGAUCCAUCUACGACUACGAGAAGCUCGGUGUGCUCGGGAAGGGCACGUACGGCGUCGUGGUGCGGGCGCGCCACCGCCGCACGGGCGAGGUGGUGGCCGUCAAGUGGGUCCGCGCCACCCGCGGCGGCGGCGGGGACGCCCUCCGCGCGGCCUUCCGCGAGGCUGCCUGCUUGGCCGCCUGCCGCGGCGCCCCCUCGGUGCUGCAGAUCCGCGACGUGGCCACCGACGCGGCCACCGGGGACCUCUUCCUCGUCACGGAGCUCGUCGAGGGCACCACGCUCCGCGACAGGCUCAACCUCGCUGGCCGCUUCCCGGAGCCCCGGGCGCGCGCGGCCAUGCGACAGCUCCUGCGCGGCGCGGCGUCGGUGCACGCCACGGGCACGCUGCACCGCGACAUCAAGCCGGAGAACGUGCUUGUCGGCCCCGGCGGCGCGCUCACGAUCUGCGACUUCGGGAUGGCCACGCCGGCGCGCCCGCCCUACCCGGAGGACCCGUGCGCCGUCGGCACGCUCUGGUACCUCGCGCCGGAGCAGCUCAUGGGCAGCCGCUGGUACGGCACGGCCGUCGACGUCUGGGCGCUGGGGUGCGUCAUGUUCGAGCUCCUCGCCGGCGAGCCCCUGUUCGUUGAAGUCGAGACAGAUGAUGACCUGCUCAUGGAUGUGUUGCACCUGGGGCACGAGAUCGACUCGGAUGGCGUGGCGGCGUUCAAGGGCCUGCCGCAGGACUUGUCGCAGGCUGCUGGUGAGGUCUUGUGUGGCUUGCUGUGCGUCGACAAGGACAAGAGGCUCACCGCGGAAGAAGCGCUCAAGCACCGGUGGUUCACAGAGGAAGCAGAGGAUGCCUGACCAAGUGCAGACAGACAAAGAGCUCUAUUAGGAUUUAGGACCAAAUUGACUUAGGCCCCGUUUGGGUCCAAGGAAUUGGAAUCUAUUUAUGAAGUAGGCUAAUUUAUGUUGGAAUGUGGCAUUUCACAACUUUCCAAAGUUUAGAUAUAAGCCUAUCUU